Messenger RNA from Alnus glutinosa, 1044 nucleotides. RefSeq lists its product as uncharacterized. The record is from RefSeq and is a predicted model, not a curated record. The transcript has a single exon. NCBI's taxonomy places the organism in Eukaryota, Viridiplantae, Streptophyta, Magnoliopsida, Fagales, Betulaceae. The coding region runs from base 357 to 878 and encodes 173 amino acids.
UCAUCCCCUCUUUCCCAUUGUGUAGUGGUAAAAUCCUCCGCCGCCACACUCAUUUUGUGGCCUAGCCUCUGUUUUGGGCCUUUUGGCUAAGUUCCUUUUGUUGUUUUCUCUUUGUUUCUGUGAAUGUACAUUUAUGUACUCACUAGAAAAAGAAAAAAAAAAGAACUAACUAGUCCACAGUUUUUGAGGAAUUUAGGAAUUACAACUACCGAAAACACCUUCCCUUCCAAGACCACUCUCUGGAACUCAGAAUCUCCAACACUUGUCCCCCAACAUACACAAGGUUCCGUGGAGAGAACAUUCUAGAAGGAAGAAAAAGAAAAAAGGAAAGCUUUAGACAGAUAGUUAAAAAAAGCAUGGAGGGCAUGGCAGAGGAAACGCCAUUGGCAGAGCAGCUGGUACUCUCACUAGAGCAAGCGACAAACAUGGCCAAACAGCUCCAACACACCACCACUGACCCAACCCACCUCCUUCAAAUCUACACCUCCCUGCACCAAGCCCACCAACACCUCUCCACCUUCCUCUCCAAAACCCAGUUUCCUCCCCAGCCUCCCGCCGCCGAAAACUCCUUCUCCUCCGCCACCGGUGCCGUCGCCGGCGACGAAAACGACACCAAUCCGAUGCAAAUCAUGGACAGUGACGAUGCGGUGGAAGAAGCUGAAGAGAAUUCGAAGGGCAUAGUUGAGAGGGUUGAGGAGAAGAUGAGGAACUGCUUUAUCAAGAAUAAGCGGCCCAAGCGGCGGCUAUCGCCUUCGGCGGUGGCAGUGGCGGAGGAGAGGAGGCUGUAUGAUGAUGGGUAUGGUGGGGGAGUGAAGGGGUUUGAUCCUCGUGCGACGAGGUUGAGGGCUUUGGACCUUGUCUACCAGUUUCAUGGCUGAGGGAGCAGAGGAAGUCGAAGAAACAGAGCAAAACAGAGUGGUUCUCGGUUGCCUUGUGAUGAAGAGCUUAGAUAAUAUAUUUUGUUCUUUUUUUUCCUCCACUUUGGUUUAUUAUUAUGCGGCAGGAUAUAGAUUUUGAAGGAAUAAAAAUGGAGAAGAAAAAGAA